Molecule: messenger RNA, 2685 nt
Organism: Girardinichthys multiradiatus
Lineage: Eukaryota; Metazoa; Chordata; Actinopteri; Cyprinodontiformes; Goodeidae
Product: solute carrier family 22 member 13
Exons: 9
Coding region: 1169-2554 (461 amino acids)
Biological process (GO): transmembrane transport
Cellular component (GO): membrane
Molecular function (GO): transmembrane transporter activity
Source: RefSeq, a predicted model, not a curated record
UGGUUUUGAUAUUUUGACUAAACUGAAGAAUGAUUGAAAUGCUGCGCCCGAGCUCUUGUCUGCGCUUCGGGCCACCCCAAAACCCCACUGUGACAGUUAUUCAAGAAACAUUAAGGCUACUAAAGCUUCCAUGUUUUUUUAUUUAUUUUUUUAUUUUUUAUUGUGAGACCAAUGAAACAAAGUGUCAAGAAAAGCAACCACAAGAUUAGUAAAGGAUCAUUUUAAAUCAAAUCUUCAUUUUUCAGUUUAAAUUUGUCUCUGAGAUAUGGGUGGACAUAACAGGACAGACUGAAAAACACCCAGUGAUUUUCUUCUCAUAAGAAAUACCCACUAGGACCACCUGAUCUGAUAAAACAGUAGAUGGCAGCAGAGAGCUGGUGUGGACCAACGGCACGUGUUACACGACCAAUUUAUGCAAAUGAGGUGCAAUAAAACGGUAAUUGCACUUUGGAUCAGCGUUGGGUGUAGUGCAACAUGUGCGUCAUAAUUCAGAAAACAUGCACAUUGAAUAUUGUGUAAUAAAUGUGCUCGUAUGAUGAUUGAAUCCAUACAUUGGAUUGUCUAGGAUUUUGUAACGAUGCAUGGUCCUGCCCUGUACAGUAAGCAGCACAUACGUCACACCACCCGCGCCUCCGCUCCCAUUUAUGCGUGUUUUCAUCCACAUUCUGCUUCAAGAGCCCAGAAGACACAGCACAUGCGGGUUUGAAGGAUGCGUGACUUCUUGCACUUUUUAUUCUACUAUUCUUUUAAAUGAUGGCUCAGAUUUAAGCGUUGAAUUACAACCAGUUUCUUGCUCCUCCGGCUGAUGAAUCUGCAUGCUUCGUUUCCAGAUGGUGCAGAGAAACUUUGAUAAAAGGUGUUUUCACGCGUGGAUCAGGAGAACUCAGCAUAUAGAGAAAGCAAGCACACAGCUGGGAGGAAGAUGAUAUCGGAUUGGGAUUAAUUCAGAUCGCUUGAGGACUGCUCACUGUUUUUUUUUUUUUUUUUUUUUUAUGAUUCCACUAGAUAUGGAGGAAAAGAUUCACCUUGUUUAUCACCAGAACAUCGCAGUUUAGCCUCACUGACUCGUUAUCUGGUGCUCAGGUCAAUUAUCAGUCGGCCUCCCCCCUUCAGAUCCACUCCAAUAGGAGCAACUUUUCACACUUUAACCCAGACCUCCAACCCGAAGAUGAAUUUUGACCAGAUCCUCUCUGCCAUCGGCGGCUUUGGGAAAUACCAGAAGAUUUUGUACAUCUGGAUUUGUUUACCUCAGAUCCUCCUAGCCUUCCACAUGAUGGUGAGCAUCUUCACCGGGGCCACGCCGCCCUAUCGCUGUCGGGAGAGCUCCAGCUCAGGAGUUGAGAAUCAGACUUUACUCCUCGAUGCAGGCGCAGGGAACCUGAGUCUCUCGGAGUCCUCCUGCUUCUCCUCGCAGGUGCUGCUGCAGCAGGACAACCUGACGGAGCGCGUCCCGUGUGCCCACGGAUGGGUGUACCGCAAGGAGACCUUCCAAAGCACCACUGUCACCGAGUGGGACCUGGUGUGCAGCAAAGCAGGACUGAACAGUCUCGGAUCAUCCAUCUACAUGUUCGGCCUCUUGGUGGGGUCUGUGCUGUUCGGAGCCAUGGCUGACAGGUACGGCCGACGUUUCGUCCUGCUGCUGUCCAUCGCUCUGCAGACUGUGCUCGGAGUUGCUGUAGCUUUUGCACCCAACUUCCCAGUCUACGUGAUUCUUCGCUUUGCUGUCGGGACCACCAUAUCUGGAGUCAUUAUCAAUGCUUUCGUACUAGGUACUGAGUGGACGUGUACCAAGAGACGUAUGCUGGCUGGCAUUAUCACAGACUACACCUUCGGCCUGGGUUACAUGCUGCUUGCAGGGGUGGCCUAUCUGAUACGGGACUGGAGAAAGCUGCAGCUCGCUAUAUCGGCCCCAGGCUUCCUGCUUAUCUUCUAUAUACGGGUGCUCCCCCAGUCUGCCAGAUGGUUACUGGCCAACGACAGGACAGAGGAGGCCAUCGCACUCCUCCGCAAAGCAGCACUUGUUAACGGCCGGGUUUUACCUCCUGCUGUAAAGACUGAAAAGUGGGAGUUUUUAGGUGGCUCAAAGCGAAGUCACUCAGCUAUGGAUCUAGUCCGGACACCGCAGAUGAGAAAGAGAGCCAUCAUUUUGUUCUACAUCUGGUUUGUGAAUGUGCUGGUGUAUUAUGGGCUGUCCCUGGGUGUAUCCCGGUUAGGGACUGACCUCUACCUGACCCAGUUUGUGUUUGGGCUGGUUGAGAUCCCAGCUCGGACUCUGGUCCUCAUCGUCCUGCCCUUCACCCGACGCUUCACCCUGAGUGGCUUCCUGGCUAUCGGGGGUCUUGCCUGCUUGCUGAUGCUCGCUGUCCCUGCAGAUCAUCCCAAUGUCUUCACUGGGCUUGCCAUGGUAGGGAAGUUUGGUAUAACGGCCUCAUUUGCUGUCAUCUAUGUAUACACUGCUGAGAUUUUCCCAACUGUGGCAAACAGGAAUAGGUGUGUCCAGCAUGUUUGCGAGGAUGGGAGGAGUACUGGCGCCCAUUAUAAACAUGUUGCAUAACCACAGUCCCGCUACCCCCCUCAUCAUCUUCGGCACUUCCCCACUUCUGGGUGCCGUUCUCGCCUUGGCAUUGCCUGAAACUGCUGACCGACCUCUGCCGGACACGCUGGAGGACGCAGAGAACUGGGAUG